Messenger RNA from Hevea brasiliensis (rubber tree), 2346 nucleotides. Its product is annotated as twinkle homolog protein, chloroplastic/mitochondrial. NCBI's taxonomy places the organism in Eukaryota, Viridiplantae, Streptophyta, Magnoliopsida, Malpighiales, Euphorbiaceae. Bases 132 to 2270 code for a protein of 712 amino acids. Gene Ontology annotation, biological process: DNA replication. Gene Ontology annotation, molecular function: ATP binding; single-stranded DNA binding; 5'-3' DNA helicase activity. The record is from RefSeq and is a predicted model, not a curated record. The transcript is spliced from 21 exons.
CCUUAGAAGUUAAAACCCUCGAGCCCUUAGCCUUCAAACCGUCGUAAGCCGUUGGCGUUCUUCCUCUCCUCUUUCUAUCCAUCGCCAUGGAGCCCUGUUGAGAGUCUGCCAACAAAGGGACCAACGAAAGGAUGCUUCGUUUUGCUCAUUACAAUUCUCAAACCCAUCUCCGCAAGCUUGUCUUCUCGUCCUCAAACAUUGGUCUUCUUCAUAUGGGUUCCAAAUUAUUUCUCAAACCUGCAACGCCAUCUGCUCCUCUUUCUUCAAGAAGACAUCUGUACAACUCAUGUAAAUGUCUGGUACCAACUUUUUGUUCUAAACCUAUCUCUAAAAUCCGCCCUUAUUUCCUUAAAACUAAUGGCUUCACCUCAAAUGCCACUGUUCCAGCUCCAGUUCAUGGUGGGGAUUCGGAAGUGAAGAACUUUAGAAAAUUGGAGAUUCUAAGGCGCAAAUUGGAAGAGUUGGGUAUUGAAAUGGACACAUUUACUCCUGGCCAACAUAAUCACUUACAAUGUCCAAUGUGCAAUGGUGGUGAUUCGGAGGAUAAAAGUUUCUCUCUGUUUAUCAGCCCAGAUGGGAGUGGUGCAUCCUGGACUUGCUUUCGAGCUAAAUGCGGAUGGAGUGGUGGAACCAGGCCCUUUGCAGGAAGAAACUCUACAUAUGAGAGCUCAAUUCAAGAUAACAAGGUUAAGCAGAAAAAGGAAAUCACUGUGGAGAGUCUGAAAUUGGAACCACUAUGUAGCGAGCUCAUUGGUUACUUUGCAGAGCGGUUAAUAUCAGCAGAGACGUUACAGAGAAAUCGUGUUAUGCAAAAAAGCUAUGGUUCUCAGAUUAUGAUCGCAUUUACAUAUUGGCGAAAUGGAGUUCUUACCAGCUGCAAAUAUCGAGAUAGCAACAAGAAAUUUUUGCAGGAAAGGGAUACAGAAAAAAUAUUUUAUGGGCUGGAUGAUAUCAAGGAAGCUGAUGAUGUCAUUAUUGUUGAAGGUGAAAUAGACAAGCUUGCAAUGGAAGAAGCUGGGUUCCGUACUUGUGUGAGUGUACCUGAUGGCGCGCCUCCAAAAGUUUCUUCAAAAGAGUUGCCUUCUGAAGAGAAGGACACAAAAUAUCAAUAUCUGUGGAAUUGCAAAGAGUACUUGAAUAAGGCAUCUCGUAUAAUACUUGCUACUGAUGGAGAUCCACCUGGUCAAGCUUUAGCUGAGGAGAUUGCACGUCGCAUUGGAAGGGAAAGAUGCUGGAGAGUCAAGUGGCCAAAGAAAAAUAAAGAGGAGUAUUGCAAAGAUGCAAAUGAGGUUCUCAUGUUUUUGGGUCCCAAUGCACUUCGGGAAGCAAUUGAAAAUGCAGAGUUAUACCCUAUCCGUGGGUUGUUCAACUUCAGGGAUUACUUUAAUGAAAUUGAUGACUAUUAUAAUCGGACUCUUGGUUACGAAUGUGGUGUCUCAACUGGGUGGAGGGCUCUAAAUGAAUUAUAUAAAGUUAUGCCAGGAGAAUUGACUAUAAUAACUGGGGUUCCCAAUUCUGGUAAAAGUGAGUGGAUUGAUGCUCUCUUAUGCAAUCUUAACAGCAGUGUUGGCUGGAAAUUUGCACUUUGCUCUAUGGAGAACAGAGUCCGGGAACAUGCUAGGAAACUUUUGGAGAAACAUAUAAAGAAGCCCUUUUUUGAUGCGCGUUAUGGAGGGUCUGUUGAACGAAUGAGUGUUGAAGAGUUGGAGGAAGGAAAACGGUGGUUGAAUGAUACAUUUUACCUCAUAAGAUGUGAGGAUGAUAAACUUCCAAGUGUAAAUUGGGUUCUUGAUCUUGCAAAAGCAGCAGUUCUAAGGCAUGGUGUGCGAGGACUUGUAAUUGAUCCUUACAAUGAGCUUGACCAUCAGCGUCCUAUUAGCAUGACUGAAACAGAGUAUGUAAGUCAGAUGCUUACACUGGUCAAACGGUUUGCUCAACAUCAUGCUUGUCAUGUUUGGUUUGUAGCACAUCCCAGACAGUUACACAACUGGGUUGGGGCUCCUCCCAAUCUGUAUGAUAUAAGUGGCAGUGCCCACUUCAUAAACAAAUGUGACAAUGGGAUUGUUAUUCACCGUAACAGGGAUCCUGAGGCUGGACCUGUUGAUCAAGUACAGGUUUGUGUUCGGAAGGUGCGAAAUAAGGUCGUUGGAACCAUAGGUGAUGCUGCCUUGUCCUAUAAUAGUGCAAGGUAUGGCUAUAUCAAUGGUGUAAUUUACCCGACUGAUGUUCAUAUCAUUGGUUUCUUUCUUCUGCCAGAAUAUCUGCACUAACAAAAGGUUAUUUUUGUUGUUGUGGUUGUGGUGGUGGUGGUAUGGUUUUGGUUUGCUUAAACGCCUUCCAUGAAAC